AAGUGCUGCAAUGGCUGCAUAUCAGGAAGAAGUGAAGCUUUUGGGAGUUGUGGAAAGCGCAUUUGUGUGCAGGGUGCAAAUUGCUCUAAAGUUGAAGGGAGUUGAAUAUAAAUUUGUGGAAGAAAAAUUGGACAACAAGAGUGAUAUUCUCCUCAAAUACAACCCAGUUUACAAGAAGGUUCCUGUGCUUGUUCACAAUGACAAGCCCAUAUCAGAGUCCCUUGUGAUUCUUGAGUAUAUUGAUGAGACAUGGAAAGACAACCUCAUCUUGCCUGCUGAACCAUACCAAAGAGCCUUGGCUCGUUUCUGGUCCAAGUUCAUAGAUGACAAGUGCUUGGCUGCUCUAGUGAAAGCGGCUUUCACCAAUGAUGAGAAAGAGCGUGAGAAGGGUGUUGAGGAAUCAGAUGUGGCUCUGCAGUUCCUUGAGGAUGAGCUCAAGGACAAGUUCUUUGGUGGUGAGGAGUUUGGCUUGGUGGACAUAGCUGCUGUCCUCAUAGCUUUUUGGUUUCCUAUAGUUCAAGAAGUAGUAGGGUUGCAAUUGUUCACCAGUGAGAAAUUUCCCAAACUCUACAAAUGGAGCCAAGAAUUUAUGAACCAGCCUGUUGUUAAGGAAUCCCUACCCUCAAGAGAUAACUUCAUAAAUAUUUGUUGAAGUCAAGUGAACUGAAGUAGCUCAAUGGCUACAUAUCAGGAAGAGGUGACGCUUUUGGGAACUUUGGGAAGCCCAUUUGUGUGCAGAGUGCAGAUUGCUCUUAAUUUGAAGGGAGUUGAAUAUAAAUUUGUGGAAGAAAAGUUGGACAGCAAGAGUGAUGUGCUCCUCAAAUACAACCCAGUUUACAAGAAGGUUCCUGUGCUUGUUCACAAUGAGAAGCCCAUAUCAGAGUCCCUUGUGAUUCUUGAGUACAUUGAUGAGACAUGGAAACACAACCCCAUCUUGCCUGCUGAACCUUACCAAAGAGCAUUUACUCGUUUCUGGUCUAAGUUCAUAGAUGACAAGUGCUUGGCUGCUGCAUUGAAAGCUGCUUUCACCAUUGAUGAGAAAGAGCGUGAGAAGGGUGUUGAAGAAUCAUAUGAGGCUCUGCAGUUUCUUGAGGAUGAGCUCAAGGACAAGUUCUUUGGUGGUGAGAAAUUUGGCUUCGUUGAUAUUACUGCUGUUUUCAUAGCCUUUUGGAUCCCUAUUUUUCAAGAAGUAACAGGGCUGCAAUUGUUCACCAAUGAGAAAUUUCCCAAGCUCUACAAAUGGAGCCAAGAAUUUAUCAACGACCCUGUUGUUAAGGAAUCCCUGCCUCCCAGAGAACUACUCUUUGCCUUUCUCAAAGCUCGCUAUGAAAGUCUUGCUGCUUCAAAGUAGAUUACUUUAAGUGAUACUCAUACUUUGAAAGGAAAACUGUAUG
This is a messenger RNA of Gastrolobium bilobum, 1394 nucleotides long. Its product is annotated as probable glutathione S-transferase. NCBI's taxonomy places the organism in Eukaryota, Viridiplantae, Streptophyta, Magnoliopsida, Fabales, Fabaceae. The transcript is spliced from 4 exons. The record is from RefSeq and is a predicted model, not a curated record. Gene Ontology annotation, biological process: glutathione metabolic process. Gene Ontology annotation, molecular function: glutathione transferase activity. Gene Ontology annotation, cellular component: cytoplasm.